Nerophis lumbriciformis (worm pipefish) is the source of this 1302-nucleotide messenger RNA. The record is from RefSeq and is a predicted model, not a curated record. Lineage: Eukaryota; Metazoa; Chordata; Actinopteri; Syngnathiformes; Syngnathidae.
AUGGCUCACUCCCCGAUUCAAAGUGGGCUUCCGGGGAUUCAGAACCUCAAAGCUGAUCCGGAGGAGCUUUUCACCAAGCUGGAAAGGAUAGGCAAAGGUUCCUUUGGUGAGGUAUUUAAAGGCAUCGACAAUCGCACUCAAAAGGUGGUGGCCAUUAAAAUAAUUGACCUGGAGGAAGCAGAGGAUGAGAUUGAGGACAUCCAACAGGAAAUCACAGUUCUCAGCCAGUGUGACAGUCCUUUUAUCACCAAGUACUUUGGAUCCUAUCUCAAGGGAACAAAAUUAUGGAUUAUUAUGGAAUAUCUUGGUGGAGGAUCUGCCCUCGAUCUGUUGGAACCGGGUGCCCUCGAUGAGACGCAGAUUGCCACUAUUUUGAGAGAAAUCCUCAAGGGGCUUGAAUAUUUGCAUUCUGAGAAGAAAAUUCACAGAGAUAUCAAAGCUGCCAAUGUGUUGCUGUCGGAACAAGGUGACGUCAAGCUGGCGGACUUUGGCGUGGCGGGCCAGCUGACUGACACGCAGAUAAAAAGGAACACCUUUGUUGGGACUCCUUUUUGGAUGGCGCCUGAAGUCAUAAAACAAUCGGCGUACGAUUCAAAGGCAGACAUCUGGUCCUUGGGAAUUACGGCGAUCGAGCUGGCUAAAGGCGAGCCGCCGCACUCCGAGCUCCAUCCCAUGAAAGUGUUGUUCCUCAUCCCCAAGAACAAUCCACCCACGCUGGAGGGAAACUACAGUAAACCACUGAAAGAAUUUGUGGAAGCCUGUUUGAAUAAAGAGCCUAGUUUUAGACCGACCGCCAAAGAGCUGCUGAAGCACAAGCUGAUUGUCCGACACGCCAAAAAGACAUCCUAUCUGACCGAGUUGAUCGACAGAUACAAGAGGUGGAAAGCGGAGCAGUCGCGAGAUGAGUCCAGCUCCGACGAAUCCGACGAGGAGACGCAAGGACAAGCUUCAGGAGGAGAAGCCGCCGCCAACGACGACUGGAUCUUCAACACCAUCAGAGAGAAGGACUUGAAAAAGGUGCAGAACGGGGCUGUGCAACAUGCCGAGUUGGAAGUAAAACCGGUAAGAAAUGGUCCAAAAAGACCUUUGUCACAGAGCUUAUCCUCCAUCUUCUCUCCACUUUUCUUGGAGUUGAAAGCCAAGGGGGAGACCAGCAACGGCAAACCGGAGGCUGCCGAGGCGCUGCAGGAGGCCAUUUUGCUGGCCGAAGACAUUCACCCAGGAGUGUGCGACUCACUGGUGGCCGAACUGCUGCAGAGACUUCAGAGGUUUUCCGUGCCUCAGACCGCCAACACUCAAUGA